Messenger RNA from Funneliformis mosseae, 741 nucleotides. Lineage: Eukaryota; Fungi; Glomeromycota; Glomeromycetes; Glomerales; Glomeraceae. The record is from the annotation of a GenBank genome assembly.
AUGACUGAACCAGUUGUAUAUCAAACAUGUCAAUCGACUAUAAAUUGUACUUAUUCAAUUGUCAGUCAAAUCUGUAAAGAAGGGUGGUGUAUAUUUGAAUGUCAGAGUGAUGCCGAUUGCAUAUCAGGAGGAACUUGUUCAUCUAAUGUUUGCAAUUGGUCCGGAAAAUCAACACCACCGUUAUUACAAGAAACAUUAUCGUCACCACAAGAUUCGAAUUUAUACCCAGACACCACGAAUUCUAAUGGAACCAGUGACGGAAUAUUUAAAUUAAAUUCGCCAUUUGUAUUAGUGAUCGUAAUAAUAACCCUUCUGGUGCUGGUUUGUGCUAUAGUUGCCUUGUUAUUUUUCGUUUUUCGUCGUAAAAGAACUGCAGCAGCUUCUCGCGGUUUAAAACCCUUAUAUUUAUCAUCGUCUUCAACUAAAAAAGACUCAAGAGAAAAAGAUAGUAGAAGUGUUAAAAAACCUCCUCAUCAAUAUGAUAGUACGGUGAUGUUUGAAUCAGAAGAUGAAGGAAAAGAAGAACCUUUUGAAGAAUCAUACUCUGAAGGUGCCGUUGGUUCGGCUGCCAUUCCGCCGCCGCGUGUUCCUCAACGUUCUCAAACCAUGUAUGGAACAUCGACUCCUUCGACUUCAAUGGUUGAAUUAACAUCACCACUGGAACCUCCAAUUUUCCAGCAGCAUCAUUUUAUGGCCGCAGAAGGCAACGAUCCACAGCAGCAGCCACCACAUCAACAAUAG